Molecule: messenger RNA, 1905 nt
Organism: Ziziphus jujuba (common jujube)
Lineage: Eukaryota; Viridiplantae; Streptophyta; Magnoliopsida; Rosales; Rhamnaceae
Product: threonine synthase, chloroplastic-like
Exons: 1
Coding region: 85-1644 (519 amino acids)
Biological process (GO): L-cysteine biosynthetic process
Cellular component (GO): cytoplasm
Molecular function (GO): threonine synthase activity; pyridoxal phosphate binding
Source: RefSeq, a predicted model, not a curated record
AACUUGUACGCCUUUCUAUCUUUCACCUAAAACCCAUCCACUUCAACAGUUCCAACUUUCUUCUUCUUCUCUCUCCAAUCUCCAAUGGCUUCCUCUCUUUUCCAGCCCCACCAUAUCUCUGUCAAACCCAAAGCACCCACUCCUCCACUCCCAUCAACCAAACCCCAUUUCUUCACCAUCAGAGCUGAUGCUUCUUCUUCCAACUCUCCAUCCCCACCACCACCGCUUGUCUCAAAGCCUCGCCGCACAGAAGAAAACAUCAGGGACGAAGCCCGCCGCCACAAGACCACGCACACCCACCACUUCUCCGCCAGAUACGUCCCAUUCAACGCCGACCCUUCUUCCAUCGAAUCCUACUCUCUCGACGAGAUCGUCUACCGAUCCCAAUCCGGCGGCCUCCUCGACGUCCAGCACGACAUUGCGGCGCUCAAGAACUACGACGGCAAGUACUGGCGAGACCUUUUCGAGUCCCGCAUCGGCAAGACCACCUGGCCUUACGGUUCCGGUGUGUGGAGCAAGAAGGAGUGGGUGCUGCCCGAGAUCGACGGUGACGACAUCGUCAGCGCUUUCGAAGGGAAUUCCAAUCUCUUCUGGGCUGAGCGUUACGGCAAGAAGUUUCUCGGCAUGAACGAUUUGUGGGUCAAGCACUGUGGGAUUAGCCACACGGGUAGUUUUAAGGACUUGGGUAUGACCGUUCUGGUUAGCCAAGUCAAUCGUCUCCGGAAAAUGAACCGUCCAGUCGUCGGCGUCGGCUGCGCAUCGACCGGCGACACCUCUGCCGCCUUGUCGGCCUACUGCGCUUCCGCCGGUAUCCCAUCCAUCGUCUUCUUGCCGUCCAAUCGGAUAUCACUUGCCCAACUUGUCCAGCCCAUCGCCAAUGGUGCUUUCGUGCUGAGCAUCGACACCGAUUUCGAUGGAUGUAUGCAACUGAUCCGAGAAGUUACAGCUGAGCUCCCGAUUUACUUGGCAAAUUCGUUGAACAGUUUGAGGCUGGAAGGUCAGAAAACCGCAGCGAUUGAGAUUUUGCAGCAGUUUGAUUGGGAAGUACCCGAUUGGGUUAUAGUACCAGGAGGCAAUCUUGGAAAUAUCUAUGCUUUCUACAAAGGGUUCCAAAUGUGCAAAGAAUUAGGACUGGUUGAUAGGAUUCCAAGACUUGUUUGUGCUCAAGCAGCAAAUGCCAACCCUUUGUAUUUGCAUUACAAAUCAGGGUGGUCGGAUUUCAAGCCUGUGAAAGCCAACACCACUUUUGCUUCGGCAAUUCAAAUUGGUGAUCCGGUUUCCAUAGACAGAGCAGUGUAUGCGCUCAAGAAUUCAAAUGGGAUUGUGGAGGAAGCUACAGAGGAGGAGUUGAUGGAUGCCAUGGCUCAGGCUGACUCGACUGGCAUGUUCAUUUGCCCUCACACUGGUGUUGCAUUGUCAGCUCUGAUUAAGCUCAGGAACAGUGGGGUCAUAGCGCCCACCGACCGGACCGUGGUGGUGAGCACGGCUCAUGGGUUGAAAUUUACAGAUUCAAAGGUUAAUUAUCACUCCAAAGAGAUCAAGGAUAUGGCUUGCAGAUUUGCCAACCCACCUGUGCAAGUUAAGGCUGAUUUUGGGUCUGUUAUGGAUGUUUUGAAGAAGUAUUUGUUGAGUAAGGCUCAUUAGACUUUAAUUACGGGGCGAAUAUAAGUUUUGCUUAUUGUACUCUGAUUCGGUGAUUUGGGCUUUGGUGGUGUUCUUUGAUUGCACUUUUGCGUCUCUGCUUGAAAUGUAGGUUACUGGUUUAGUUUGUAGUAGUAUUUAGAAUUGAAUUGAGAAGGGAGCCAUUUGUAAUACAUCAAUUCCAAUUUUGAACAAGUUUUAUUAUCUUCCGAAUUCGACGACAAAUUUUAAUGGGGAACUUUUAGGUCCAAGUGUUCACUCUUG